AUGGAGGAUGCUUCUGAUUCUACACAAGGGGUUGCUCCAUUAAUUAAUAAUGUAGCUCUCCCAGGCUCUCCGCCGUCUCUUCCUGUAUCAGUGACAGGCUGUAAAAGUCAUCGAGCAGCCAAUAAAAAGGUAGAAGCGAGAAGUGAAAAGCUCCUCCCAACAGCUCUUCCUCCUUCUGAGCCGAAAGUAGAUCAGAAACUUCCCAGGAGCUCCGAGAGGCGGGGAAGUGGCGGUGGGACGCGAUCCCCCGCGCGGAGCCAGGCCGUGGCAGCGAGACAAGCGGCGGCCGGCGGCGCGGCCGGCGAGAGGCGACCCCCCGGGAGGACAGAGCCUCCCCUCGCUACCCUUGUAGUUGAAAAGGUGGAGAGGUGGCAGUCGGCGUGCUCGCAGGUGAGGGGCUCCGUGUGGUCGCUCGCAAGCCGGCCGGCGCCGGCAGGGAAGUGUAAGCGAGCGGGGGAACAAAGCGGAGCGGCGCCGGGGUCCGCCCGCAGCGAGCUCCUCGCGGCGUCGGGCCGGCCGGCUGCGCGCCAAGCACGUUGCGAGCCCGGCGGCGGGCCGGGAGCCGGCGCUGGGGGAGGGGGCCGCCGCCGUCCCCGCACCGCCCGCCCGCGGCGGGGCGUGCGGCCCCAUUGUGAGCCGGCCGCCGGGCGUGCGGAGGUGGGGCGCGCUGGGAGGGCAGAGGCGGCGGCUCGGCUCGCUCAGUACCCCAGGAGCGGCCGGAGCGACCUCGGCCCGGGUGGCAGCCGCGGCGCGUCAGUCACACAAAAGGCAGUCGAGCUCCCCCCCGGCGCGCGGACCGGCCCACGCCGCCGCCGAGCGCUCCCCACCUUACCGGCUUUCCUUUCCCUCCAAUUUUGA
This is a messenger RNA of Leopardus geoffroyi (Geoffroy's cat), 858 nucleotides long. RefSeq names its product translation initiation factor IF-2-like. The coding region runs from base 1 to 858 and encodes 285 amino acids. The record is from RefSeq and is a predicted model, not a curated record. The transcript has a single exon. NCBI's taxonomy places the organism in Eukaryota, Metazoa, Chordata, Mammalia, Carnivora, Felidae.